GAGACUGUGGACACCCAGCUUCAGCCAGAAGUUCAAGAAGAGCUUUUGGAAGAAGCUGCGCAGGACCUUCCGAAGCUCCUGGGGAAGGAGCAGGCAGCGAAGAAGAAGGAAGCAGCAGCGGCUGCCAAGAAGCAGGUGGAAGAGCAAGAAGCUCGAAGAAAGAGAGAGGAGGAAGCUGGGGCAAUCAAAAAGCAGGAGGAAGCUGUAGCAAAAAAGAAGCAGGAGGAGGAAGCCGCCGCAAGAAAGAAGCAGGAGGAGGAAGCCACGGCAAGAAAGAAGCAGGAGGAAGAAGCAGCGGCGAGAAAGAAGCAGGAAGAGGAGGCUGCAAGGAAAAAGCAGGAUGGGAAAGGCAAAGGCAAGGAAGACAGGAAGGACUAUCUCAGAGCGGCGAUCAAAGGGCUUGCAGCAUGCAAAGGGAAAGAGGAUGGUAAGGGCAAAGGUAAAGCAACAGGCAAAGGGGAGAAAGGCAAAGGGAGAGAGGAUGGUAAGGGCGCAGGUAAAGCAGCAGGCAAAGGGGAGAAAGGAAAGGGCAAAGGAAGUGGGAAAGCCAAAGGCAAAGAAGACAGGAACGACGAUCUCACAGUGGUGAUCAAAGGAAUUCAGUGA
This is a messenger RNA of Durusdinium trenchii, 606 nucleotides long. Lineage: Eukaryota; Dinophyceae; Suessiales; Symbiodiniaceae. The record is from the annotation of a GenBank genome assembly.